Molecule: messenger RNA, 1848 nt
Organism: Emericellopsis cladophorae
Lineage: Eukaryota; Fungi; Ascomycota; Sordariomycetes; Hypocreales; Bionectriaceae
Exons: 1
Coding region: 1-1848 (615 amino acids)
Source: RefSeq, a predicted model, not a curated record
AUGUCAGACGCUGGGCAAUCCCUCGAAUGCAAAGUCGUGUCGCCCGCCCGCUUCCCGCUGGAUCCACGGUAUGUGCAGACGCGCGCGCCCAAGGUGGUUCCCUGGUAUCGCACGCGUCACGACGGACAUGGAAGAGGAUGCACGCAUCCUACAUCACGGAGUUUCCUUGAUCUACCAGACGAGGUGCUCUGGCGAGUAACACACUUCAUCGCAGAACCGAACAAAGGUCGCUACCUCUCGUCAUUUGCGCUCGCCAGCAGAGACUGCCGGCAGCUUGCCCGCCCGCAUCAAUUCGCGGACGUGUCCAUUGUCUGCUCCCAGUCGUCCGAGAACAUCGUGAGCCACAUUCUGCAGGAGGCCUCGCAGCAAAACCCCCAGGUCCAGCCCACCAUUGGGGCUUGCAUCCGAACCCUGCAUCUGGUCGUGAAUCGAUACUACGUACCGGCUGAAAGCUCGCCUGCUGACGAAUGGACUGAUGACGAGCUGGACGCACCUGAGCCGUAUGGCGGGUGGAACGAGGAUAGAUGGCAAAGCUUGAUCGACAAUCUUGCACAGGCCAUGGAGUGCUGCAUGUCAAACUUGAAUCGCCUAUACUGGGAUGACACAGGAGGCCUGACAGUGGUUUCUCGCCUCGUGCCAGCCCUCGUCUCCCGGCUGAAAACUUGCCCCAUGUUUCAAGAGCUCUGGUUCGACGACUAUCACUUAUUCUACGGUCUAGACGAGGUUCAUGGACGACCAGUCAUCCCCGGGGGCGUUUUCAGAGUUCGCUCUCUAGGCUUUGGACGCGACAAAGACGCGCGCAAGCGAUCAGGAAACAUGGAGCUGAUGGCCGAAACGGUACUUCGCAACUCUGCGUCCACCCUUGAGAGUCUCAUCUGGUCCCCCGAGUUUGAGGGGACUGUGGAGCACCCCGGCUUUUCGUUCCAGAACGGACCAAUACAGUUCCCGCGUCUGCGCAAGUUCUGGUCCAAACUUGAACUGUAUGACGGUAUCAAUAUAAGCCUGGACGCACUCGGGAACUUUUUGGUCGCGCCCCUCGAGUCCUUCGGUCCAUCGUCCAGCAUCUGCGAGAUUAUGCUGGAGAACGGACUGGAACGCAAGUACCCGCUCCCGAGCUUACGCACAUUUGCCAUUACGGAGGUAUAUACAUGUAUCCCGGACACCAGGAGCGUCCCUAGCACGUUGAGAUUGGCAGCCAAGUACGCUUCGCACAUCCGGGAGCUUUUUCUGCUCAGGACUGCUGAGGCACCACAUCUCGAAAAUCAUGUACGCUGUGAAAACUACGCCAACCUGAGGUCUUUGUGCUUCGUCUGGCCCGAGGAAGGCAAGCGUCUACUCGGCGCGAUCGGUUCGCAUCUCCCGACCUUGGAGGAGCUCGCGUUCAAUCUCGAACCGUGCGCCUCCAAGACCAAUGUCCUUUUCGUUUGGACUGGGAGCGGCCUUCGCCCCUGUCUCUCCCACACGGAGAUUGUCAAGAUGCUCUCGCCACUAAAGAAGCUGGCUCGACUGGCCAUCUUCGGCGACGAGUACAUCGCCGACUACUGCGGCCCGGAGUGGUCAUGGCAUUAUUUUUUCAAGGACUAUGUGUGGUUUCACCAGUGUCGGGGUGAUGUGGGUGCAACCAGAUAUCGUCAAAUUUUCCACCUUGGCCCUUCAUGUCCUGGGGAUGAGGUGGAGGAUUUUAACACCAGGUGGCUGGAGGAGAGCUUCAUUGAUUCUCACUUGCACUCGAAACCAGCUGAGCUUGCGACCCGCUAUGCGGAGGAGUUGCCAUCCUUGAGACAAUUUGUCAUAGGCAGAGUGUUGGUUGAGGUCAGUAGAACAGACAGCGGCGAAGAUAGCACUUAG